AGCGGCGAAGCGAGCACGACGAUGUCCCUCACUGUUGAAAGAGAGCAUCUUGCAGAAACACAAAUUCCUUGUGCGCGACAUCGCUGACGCUAGUUCCAGCCCAGUCUGCUCGUCUUCGUCUUCCCCUUCGCUUUGUUGCUCGAGUCGCCUCAACAAGGCGCGAGAAGUUGGUGGCAGAAACGUUGGCGCGAGGCCCGCAUCAUCACCACCCACCCCCUCCCCCCUGCGGACAUCAAGAAACCAAGCCCGGCCGGCAUUGUUCCGCUUUCUGAUCGCCCAUAUGGCAAGAACGCGAAGCUGUCAAUCAAGUCGAGGCUCAUCGCUAUGUGCAUAUUCAAAGUCCUCCGUCGCCACCGACUGAUGCCUCUAGCGGUCCUCGUGUUCAACCACCCAAGCAUAUGUGGUCCAGUUACUGGAGCGAGCCUACGGAUGGCGGCCCACCGAGCGCACAGUCUCCAUUUAGCAGUUACAGCAGCCUGCCACUGCUUUAUGGCUUCCGACAAGCAUCUCACAAGCCAACCCAGUCUGCAAGCCGAGUCGAUACUUUCUCGCUUGGCCUUAGUUCGCUCGGCUCGCAAAGAGUCAUCAUAUUCCGCCUUCGGCGACGCACGGUCAAGGCGAUUGGUCAACCCUGUCAUCCGAAGCGUGGACGGGGAUGGGGGCAAACCCCAAGAGGCAGAGAUGGGUUUUGUUUGUUCCUCUUUGGCGUUUCUACAAUCUCGUCCGGGUAUCUUAGAUCAUAACAACAAUCUCUAAAGCUGAUUGUGCGACCUUCUCGCCCCUUUCUUGGCCCCCCACCAUUCUGGGCUUCGACUCGACCUGAUGGAUUGGGAAAGGUGAGGGA
Molecule: messenger RNA, 844 nt
Organism: Colletotrichum navitas
Lineage: Eukaryota; Fungi; Ascomycota; Sordariomycetes; Glomerellales; Glomerellaceae
Exons: 3
Coding region: 325-756 (143 amino acids)
Source: RefSeq, a predicted model, not a curated record